This is a messenger RNA of Nilaparvata lugens (brown planthopper), 829 nucleotides long. RefSeq names its product inhibitor of nuclear factor kappa-B kinase subunit beta-like. NCBI's taxonomy places the organism in Eukaryota, Metazoa, Arthropoda, Insecta, Hemiptera, Delphacidae. The record is from RefSeq and is a predicted model, not a curated record. Gene Ontology annotation, molecular function: ATP binding; IkappaB kinase activity. The transcript is spliced from 3 exons. Gene Ontology annotation, cellular component: cytoplasm; IkappaB kinase complex. Gene Ontology annotation, biological process: tumor necrosis factor-mediated signaling pathway; peptidyl-serine phosphorylation; positive regulation of transcription by RNA polymerase II. Bases 204 to 572 code for a protein of 122 amino acids.
UGUGCAAUGUGCAGUCUGGAAUUAAAUAUCAGUGUAUUUUUAUGACACUGUUAAGUCAGUAAUUUUGUCAUUCAUUUCAUGCUUAUCAUUUUUUAAAUUAUUCUGAAGAUGCUUUCAAUAAUUUUAAAUACAUUGAAAUUAUCAUCUUUACUUGAAUUCUUCAAAAUAAGGUUGAUUCUCUGAUAGACUUGAUGACACAAUAAAUGAUGAAGCCAGAAGAGAUAACUACUUAUGGCUCCUGGGUGAAAGACAGAGUCCUUGGAGUUGGAGGAUUCGGGGUUGUAACAUUGUGGAGAAAGCAAGAUGAAUACAUCGCUUUGAAAAAGUGUCGCUGGGAGAACGUGUCAUUCGACCAGGUGACCGCCAAACAACGAGAACGAUGGACACUGGAAGUGAGCAUAAUGAAGCGUCUCAGCCAUCCCAACGUAGUGAGCUUCGUGCAAUUGCCCGGCGACUUUGCGUCCAUGAAGUCCGAACUGCCAGUGCUUAGCAUGGAGUACUGCUCGCUCGGUGAUCUCAGACAAGUAAACUUACAAAAUUCACUUGAAAUAUAUUUACCUAACAUUGAUUAGCAGUCCAUUUACAAAAUACUUUUUUCUCCUCCCACUAUCCAAAGUUCUACUUAUCUUUUUUGCCCUAGAGUAGGGAGUGAAGGGGUCACUAGACUUGACCUAACUCCAUCUAAAAACAUGGGUAGUCUAUUGGUCUAUGUUUCUGAGCGCCUAUGUAGGAGGUAGAUAGGAAGGUCAGAUAAUAGACGAUAUUAAGUUUUUGUUUAUAAGUUUAGUGCAGAUGUAAGUUUUAGUGCAGACAAAAGCCAAAUAAUGUG